Haliotis rufescens (red abalone) is the source of this 1334-nucleotide messenger RNA. RefSeq lists its product as uncharacterized. The record is from RefSeq and is a predicted model, not a curated record. The transcript has 3 exons. Lineage: Eukaryota; Metazoa; Mollusca; Gastropoda; Lepetellida; Haliotidae. The coding region runs from base 61 to 402 and encodes 113 amino acids.
UGAUGUCUGUUGAGCACAGUGAAUCGGCCGCUCACCACAUCUACCUGAUCCGACGUGAACAUGGGCAACACGGUUGAAUAUCAAAAGAAAUCGUCAGCGCAUGCUCCAACUGUUUUGCUUCAAGUGCAGGAAGUCAACAAGAGGACGCUGGGGAAGCUGAUCAUCAAGACUGUCGGCCACGAAGGUACAGAGACAGACGAGAAGGGGACGUAUCUACGGCGACAGAUCCAAGUCUGCAUCUCUUACCUGGAACAUUACAAGCCUGCAGUGUGGCGGGAUGCUACAGUGACGUUCAUUGGCUUACAGGGUCAUGAAUAUGUGGUAUCCUCUGGCCGCGGACGCUACAGAUUCAUGGUCCACCUUGAUGCUCGAGACGAAAUAACCUUUUCAAAAAUGAAAUAAGAAAAUGCUAUAAUGACACUGCAACUAGAGCAUAACUACACCGUUACCGUCUCCUUUCGAAACGUGUGGGGCGGUCGGGUAGUCUAGUGGUUAAAGCGUUCGCUCGUCACGCCGAAGACCCCGGUUCGAUUCCCGACAUGGGUACAAGUGUGAAGCCCAUUUUUUGGUGUCCUCCCCCGUGAUAUUGCUGGAAUAUUGCUGAAAGCGGCGAAAAACCAUACUCACUCACUCUAAACGUGCACGUAAUGCAAAUGCAAAGUUAAACAGCAGUUAUUCUCCAAUACACUUUUCCUUUAAUCCACUGCAUAACAACAGGAACAACCCGACAGUAUGUGUUUAUCUCAGUAUCUUUACAGCACACACCUUCUAGGGGUUCUCGGUUUACAUGCAUGUGCAUGAUAUGCAAAUUUGCUUGUUUUCUUGAUCUGGGUGUUGUGCUAAGAAAGGUCCUAAAUAGUGAUAAUAAUUUAAAUUCUGAUGUAUCUUUGAACAUGAGAUAACUGUCAUAUAAUAAAGAACGUUUGGUCACUAGUAUUAAUAACGUUGAUUAUUCCACGAUUUUGGAAACAGCCUCGCUACCUGCUCCAGAUUUGUUUGUUGUUUAUCGCCGCACUCAGCAAUAUUCCAGCUACAUGACAGCGGCCUGUAAAUAAUCGCAACCCCCUCUAUAUCCGCCCAUGACUACUAAAGUGCAUCUAAUGUGACGAAAGCUACCGUUGGCACAAAAAACUCCAUUGCAGGUACCCUCUUGUUUACAGUCACCAUGUUGGAACUAUUUUCCAAAUAAUUGGUCGCCUUUAACGACCAGCUUAGGUUGUUUGAUCAUGCUAGGAACCUCAUCCACUAUAUCUCCAGGGCACGCAUUUCGGUAAACCUACACUUCGCAAUGUUACGUUUCCUGCUUUUGUUGUUACGUUGACUGGCGCUCGGCA